Messenger RNA from Magnolia sinica, 2079 nucleotides. RefSeq lists its product as uncharacterized. The record is from RefSeq and is a predicted model, not a curated record. Gene Ontology annotation, molecular function: ferrous iron transmembrane transporter activity. Lineage: Eukaryota; Viridiplantae; Streptophyta; Magnoliopsida; Magnoliales; Magnoliaceae. The coding region runs from base 246 to 1352 and encodes 368 amino acids. Gene Ontology annotation, cellular component: mitochondrial membrane. Gene Ontology annotation, biological process: iron import into the mitochondrion. The transcript has 2 exons.
AUAUAUUACAUCCAUCACCUCCGUAAUUUCCUUCCCCAGCUCUUAUCUUUGAUUUCUUCCUUCCACACACCCAUCAUUUUUUAAUCAUUUUAUUGACUAGAAUUCCAAAUAAAAAGGAAAGAGAGACCGCUCCAGCUAUCAUCACCACUACCCUCCAAUCUCUCUCUAUCUCUCCCUCUCUCCCUCAGAUCAGAUGUGACUGCCUCUUUCUCUAUUCUCUGCCCAAAAAUCAAACCCAAAAGUAAAUGAAAGAGAGAGAGAUUAUUGCAUGGCGACAACCCAAAUCAGGCCAAUACGAAAGCGAUUUUCAUUCCAUAAUUCAUCCUUUUUAUACCCAAUCAACCACAACCCCUUCAUCUCAUCCCCACUCUCCUCCAAUGGCUGCUGACGCCUCUCCCCAAUUCCGCGAUGCUGAAUUCACCGACUUUCGCGACGCUGCUCAGAUCAGCGUCUCCCACGAUGGCCUCUACUUCUGGCAGUACAUGGUCGCUGGUUCAAUCGCUGGCUGUGUCGAGCACACUGCCAUGUUCCCUAUCGAUACCCUCAAGACCCACAUGCAGGCUCGCACCACCUGUGCAGUCCAAGCUGCCGCCCCCACCCUCCGGCAGGCCUUCCAAUCUGUCCUCAAGCUCGAGGGCCCCACCGCCCUCUACCGUGGGGUCGCUGCCAUGUCCCUCGGCGCCGGCCCAGCCCACGCUGUCUACUUCUCCGUCUAUGAGUUCUGCAAGGAACACCUGUCCGCUGGCAACCCCAACAAUUCUGCUGCCCAUGCUGCAUCCGGCGUCUGUGCCACCAUCGCCAGUGAUGCUGUCUUCACGCCCAUGGACAUGGUGAAGCAGCGCCUGCAGCUGCGGAGUAGUCCAUACAAGGGUGUCUUGGAUUGCAUUGGCCGGGUACUGAGGGAGGAAGGCUUUGGGGCUUUCUAUGCGUCGUACAGGACGACAGUCCUGAUGAAUGCGCCCUUCACGGCUGUGCAUUUCGCAACGUAUGAGGCGGUGAAGAAGGGGUUGAUGGAGGUGUCUCCGGAGAGCGUGUCCGAUGAGAGAUUUAUUGUCCAUGCUACUGCAGGGGCUGCUGCCGGUGCGCUGGCAGCCGCAGUGACGACGCCGCUCGAUGUUGUAAAGACCCAGUUGCAGUGCCAGGGCGUCUGCGGAUGUGACAGAUUCGCAAGUGGCUCAAUUGGGGAUGUCAUUCGAACCAUAGUGAGGGAGGAUGGAUACAGUGGACUCCUUAGGGGAUGGAAACCCAGAAUGCUCUUCCACGCUCCUGCUGCUGCUAUCUGCUGGUCUACCUAUGAAGCAGCGAAAUCCUUCUUCCAAGAACUCAACGAACGCGGCAAGACGCAGUCCUGAAACCACGAAAGAACAUUUUCUAGAACCUGCUCUCUUUACGGAAUCAGUCAUCUGAUCUUCCAUGUCAAAUUACAUGGCCAAACUAAAAGCACGGGAAUUUCGGGGGGCUGUUGUCAUCGACAGGUGCAGUGGUAGGUAGUCGGUGACCAUCUGAAGAUUUAUUUGUAUUAUAUAGAGAAAUGCUUCAAUGCUCUCAGACUGUAUGUUAUAGUGCUCCUAUUUGCAUUGAGACACUUAGUCCAAUCCAUUGAUCUAGACUGUUCAUUAGGUCCAGUGCACAUUUCAUGGGUUACCACACAAACAUCACACUGAUUUGACAAAUAUUUAACCAUUUGAUCAAUGGCCUUUAAUGUGGACGGUCAAGAUCAUCUGCAUAAAAAAUAGGUCCAAUCAAUAGGUUGCUUAUGAUUCUUAAGACGACUUUAGAAAAUAAGGCGAAACCAAGGAUAGAUUGGAUUGAUCAGUGCAGUUUUUCCAUUAUGGCCCGUGAAAUAUGUUCUGGACUUGAUGAACAGUUCAGAUCGAUUGAUUGGACUGUCCAGGUGAACCAAUGCCAAGUGGGAGCACUGUAACAUACAGUGCUCUGCUCUGAGAGCACUGGAGCAUGUCUUUUAUAUAUGUAUGUUGCUGUUCAGAUAAUAAUAAUGUUAAUGAGAAUUCAAAGGCUGUUUGAAUUUUGUUCACCCAGUGUUGUGUUAGGUUAUCAAUGGUGAAAUUAUCAUGCACU